UGUUCGUUUCUUAAUAUCACACCAAUCGGCUACCUCUCUGUCACCCCCUUCAUUUUCUCAUCACCACCAUUGCAAACUUCUAAUAAAAACUCCCAUAUCUUCAAAUCGGGCCAUUUCUUAAUUCUGUUUGGAUCAGUACGUAAAUGAAGUAAUUGUACACAAAUUGGUUUAGUUAAGAUAUCCAAUAACCAUGAGAGACAAGAUGUUUGCCGAUGACAGCAGCUUACCUAGGGCCAGUACUUUCGGCAAUGCCGUCCAUUCCGAUCCCAAUAUUUCGGCCUCCGCCAUGUCCCCCGACGUCAUUCACGACUACCAAAUGCGAAACAGUAGCGCCGCGGCCUUCGACCCCACCCGGCUCAGCGGCGAGGGCUCUCCCAUGACUAUGUCACCAUGGAACCAAACCUCUGCCUCUCCGUUCACCAAGUCGCCGUGGACGCCGUUCGAAGACAAGGUCCCCAAGAACGGCCUCCUCGGCUCUCUCAUUCGCGAGGAAGGCCACAUCUACUCUCUCGCCGCCACCGGAGACCUUCUGUACACCGGUUCCGACAGCAAGAAUAUCAGAGUAUGGAAGAAUCUCAAGGAGUACAGCGGCUUCAAGUCUAACAGCGGCUUGGUGAAAGCAAUUGUUAUCUCCGGGGAGAAGCUCUUCACAGGUCACCAGGACGGCAAGAUUAGGGUUUGGAGAGUCUCUUCCAAAGACCCGAAAGUUCACAAACGAGCCGGGACGAUGCCGACUCUGAUGGACAUUUUCAAGUACUCCGUCAAACCCAGCAACUACGUUCAAGUUAGGAAAACGAAAGCGCUUUGGAUCAGGCACUCCGACGCCGUUUCCUGUCUGAGCUUGAGCGAAGACAAGAGGCUUUUGUAUUCUGCCUCCUGGGACCGCACGCUCAAAGUCUGGCGGAUCGACACCUCCAAAUGCAUCGAGUCCAUCCACGCGCACGACGACGCCGUUAACUCCGUCGUGGCCAGCGUCGAAGGGCUGUUGUACACCGGCGCGGCGGACGGGACGGUGAAGGUUUGGAAGAAGGAGCAGAGUGGGAAGAUGAUAAAACACUCUAUGGUGCAGACGCUGCUGAAGCAAGAGAGCGCGGUGACCGCACUCGCGGUGAGCGCGUCUGGGUCUCUCGUCUACUGUGGGUCGUCGGAUGGGUUGGUUAAUUUCUGGGAGCGCGAGAAGCAGUUAUCGCAUGGUGGGGUCCUCAAGGGGCACAGGCUGGCUGUGCUGUGCUUGGCGGCGGCUGGGAGCUUGGUGUUCAGCGGCUCGGCUGACAAGACCAUAUGCGUGUGGAGGAGGGACGGCGUGAUCCACACGUGCCUGUCGGUUUUGGCGGGCCACACUGGGCCGGUGAAGUGCUUGGCCGUUGAGGAGGAUCGUGAACGUUCGACCAACGGCGAUCACCGGUGGAUCGUGUACAGUGGGAGCCUGGAUAAGUCUGUGAAGGUGUGGGGGGUGUCGGAGCAAGCUCCGGAGCUCACUCCCAUGUCCAUGCAGACCCAGUUGAUUACCGACGCCGACUCGCUACCGUCCGAGGGAAGCUACUCUUCUUCGAGCCGGUCCGGCCAGGAGAGAAGGCACUGAUCCAGUGGUUCGCCCCUGUGACUUCCCUAAUUAAUCUCAAUGACCAUUUGUGUAAGGACACGUGUCUGACUGAUCAGGAGAUACUUUUAGUUUAGCUACCUAUGCAGAGAAGGGAUGACCGGAUGACCAGUUGUGUAACGCCACGUGUCUGCUCACAAGAUUCUCUUCGGUUAUGAAUGUAUGGAGAGAAGGGAGGUAUAUGUGAGAUUGGAGGAAUGGUUGGUUCUGCGACUAUUGAAAUAAACAAACUUUUCUCCUUUCUCCUAGAAAGAUAGUAACUAGUGGUGGAAUGUUUUGCUAAUAGCGAUUCAAAUAACCUAUGUGC
Rosa chinensis is the source of this 1907-nucleotide messenger RNA. RefSeq names its product protein JINGUBANG. The transcript has a single exon. Bases 191 to 1582 code for a protein of 463 amino acids. The record is from RefSeq and is a predicted model, not a curated record. NCBI's taxonomy places the organism in Eukaryota, Viridiplantae, Streptophyta, Magnoliopsida, Rosales, Rosaceae. Gene Ontology annotation, molecular function: protein binding.